UGGCUGCGGGCGGGUGUUGAAGCGGACGGAGCUACACGUCCGUCGGACCCGGAGUUAGGACCUGCUUUCGGGGCAUGAGCUGAGGAUACAACGCCGAGGCCACCAGUAUUUCAUAGAGAUUGAUGGAAGCAGAAACCAAAACUCUUCCCUUGGAGAACGCAUCCAUCCUUUCAGAGGGCUCUCUACAGGAAGGGCACAGAUUAUGGAUUGGCAACCUGGACCCCAAAAUCACAGAAUACCACCUCCUCAAACUCCUCCAGAAGUUUGGUAAGGUGAAGCAGUUCGACUUCCUCUUCCACAAGUCAGGUGCUUUGGAGGGACAGCCUCGAGGGUACUGUUUUGUUAACUUUGAAACUAAACAGGAAGCAGAACAAGCCAUCCAGUGUCUCAAUGGCAAGCUGGCACUGUCUAAGAAGCUGGUGGUACGAUGGGCACAUGCUCAAGUAAAGAGAUACGAUCAUAACAAAAAUGACAAGAUUCUUCCAAUCAGUCUUGAACCUUCCUCAAGCACUGAGCCUACUCAGUCUAAUCUAAGUGUCACUGCAAAGAUUAAAGCCAUUGAAGCAAAGCUGAAAAUGAUGGCAGAAAAUCCUGAUGCGGAGUAUCCAGCAGCACCUGUUUAUUCCUACUUUAAGCCACCAGAUAAAAAAAGGACUACUCCUUAUUCUAGAACAGCUUGGAAAUCUCGAAGAUGAUGGUUGUGAAUUACUGUGGCAGCAAAAGCAAAUUGGUCUCCACACCUGACUCCUCUGCCUUGGUACUUUGUAGAUGUGGAUGGUACUAUCCAACAGAGCACAAUCACAUGUUAGAGUUUGGUAACAUAACAUUUUGGAUGUUCUUAUGGAUGUGUCUUCCCUGAACUAUGUGUAGAAUUGAGCAUCAUCCAGAAUAAAUAGGAUUGUGUCCAAAAUUUUGAUUUGAACACUGGGAUGCUCUAGUUGGCUGGUUUGUUUGGAUUUGUAACUACAGAAACAUUAUAUAGUAUGCCAGAGAGAAAGUCAAACAUACAAAAUGUUAUUAUUUAAUCAGGAAACUAAAUUUAUUAACCUCUGUCAAAAGAACAUUUUUCUGUGCACAUGUCUUUACAACAUAAAGAAAAAGUUAAGAGACAGGGAGGAAAGUAAGACAUUUUAAAUCAUGUUUAGAACUGCUGUUCAAGAAUUUAUAACAGAAAUUCCUCCAACUAAACUGAAAAAGAGAGUUCUUGGCAAAAGGGAGUUUGUCCUUUGAGCAAACAUUGUAGUAAUCUGCUUAAGAAUUAUGCUUAUUGUUUCAAAAUCCCAAUUAGGAAAAUGUGGUGUAGAUCUUAAAAUUGUUUGCAUCAAUGGACUAUAGAGUCAAAUUUAGCAUUUUAUACCACAAUGAAAUUUUUGUUUGGAAAUCUAAUUUUUAUUCUAUAGUAAUCAUUUUUUUAAAUCCAAAUAAUCUUGCCUCUUAUAAUACCAAAUGUUGUUAUUAACACAGGACUUUUAAAAUUGCACUUAUUGCAUGAGAUUGUUUUUAAAGCAUGAGAUUGUUCUAUUUGGAAUUGUAUCAUGAUCAAUCUGAAUAGAAAGCAAAAUUUUUUGGAAAAUCUAAACAUUGCUAUGUUGGUCAUUAUCAAAUAUGUUAUUUUCUGAUAAUCAUGUAGAGGUCUGAGUAGAAGAGGUCAAAUGAUCUUGGGCAGAAAGUCAGUGGAGCAGGCACCAUUCUGGCACCAAGAUUUCAAACACCUCAUGUUUUAUGUAGUUUUAAAAAACUGCAUGACUUGAAAGUGAUCCUUCAUUUAUGGAACAUACUUUAUCCUAGAUAUUUUUUCCAUUUUGAACAUUCAAAAUAUAACAACUUAGAUAGAUAUAUAAACUGACAGAUUUGAGAUUUGUUCCUUCACAGUUGUGGUCAUUUUGGUGCCACACUUGACCGACUAUUUCACUGGGCAGCACUGUUGCUUCAUUACUAGGUCAGUCACUUUGUUACUUACUCUAGGUGCCAUUCAUGAUGAUUACAGACUGUUUUCCACCAUCAUUCCUAGCAAGAGGAAGCUUUCAUUAUGGGAAUUUAAGUCUUCCUUGAGUUUAAAUGAAUAAGACAUUGGAAAUCAAAAUUCAGUUCAGUGAAGUUUCAUAAUCCACAGAACUGAUUCAGAGAAAUUCUUAUCACUUUUCCCAAGGUCAGUGUUUUUAGAUAUCUUUAGAUAGCAAAUAAUUUCUGCAUUUAUUAGCUAUGUUAUCUAUGAUGCAAGUAAUUCUCUUUCCAGUUGAGGGUUAUAGUUCAGGGAGGUGGGUAAACUAUCUCCCAUCUUUCUGGUGACUUCUUGGAGUAUAGAAUUCACCACUUAUCCUUACGUCCUCAAAGGGUUAUGGUGGAGUAGAACUUAAUGCAAAUAGCCUUCUAUUUUUAAUAGGAAUUUAGAAAAUACUUAACUUAGAAUUAUAUAGAAUUGUUUUCUUUAGAAACCAGAACUAUUUAUUUGUAUUUAAAGCACUGUUUAUUAUUUGUACCGAUUCUUACCCUUGCGUGUGAAUAAAUGCUAGACAGUUUCUGUGUG
This is a messenger RNA of Marmota flaviventris (yellow-bellied marmot), 2527 nucleotides long. It is a transcript of the gene Rbm18, whose product is annotated as RNA binding motif protein 18. The record is from RefSeq and is a predicted model, not a curated record. Gene Ontology annotation, molecular function: RNA binding. NCBI's taxonomy places the organism in Eukaryota, Metazoa, Chordata, Mammalia, Rodentia, Sciuridae.